Molecule: messenger RNA, 915 nt
Organism: Strongylus vulgaris
Lineage: Eukaryota; Metazoa; Nematoda; Chromadorea; Rhabditida; Strongylidae
Source: the annotation of a GenBank genome assembly
CAGAAUAGAAUACCAAAACUCACAGCACGAGUAGAAGCGAUCGGUGACAUUCCUACUGACUUACUACCGAAGAAGGAAGACCUUUCGCAUAGAAUCGAUGACGUCAAUAAGAAAUUAGACGAUCAAGUGAAUGAUCUGAAACGGUUCGAAGAUAAGACCAUCGAACUACAAAAUGUUGUCGAUGAGUGUCGUGGCAAGAUGAAGAAGCUAGAACUACCUGAAACGAUCGAAACUGCUCAGAAAGACGCUGAAGAUCUGUCAGCGGUUCUGGCAACAAUCGAGGCUAUUCCACAGGAAGAACUAUCGCCUAGAAAUCAACUGGCUCGUGACGCAAACACUAUCAAGGAACAGGCAAAGGAGCAACUUUCAACAUUGCGAAAAGCUCUUACCGAUGAAGAAAAGGCUCGUGAAAGACAGGAUGAACUUAAGAACAGAUUGUCAGCUAUUGCUGAUAGCCUGAACAAGAUUGAUCCAGAGAAUGUCGAGUCUGCUCAGCAGCUGGUCUCAAGCCUUGAGCCUGAGCUCCAGAAACUAGCUGGCAUCGCUGACACAUGUAAUCAAUUCGCGAACACUUCAUCUCCUGUUGUGAGCCACGAUGAUCUCGACAAAACGCUUCCUGAUCAAGUACAGGAUCUGCAGAAGAAGUGCGAAGAUGUGAAGACAAAGGCUGAACAACUAGCACAGUUGAACGCCGUUGCACCCGAAAUCUUAUUGAUCUCGGAAAGUUUGCAACAGCAACCAGAAGAGAUCCCAUCAAAUCUUAACGAACAACAAUCUGUGCUUGAAGAUCUUGAAUCGAAGAAGCAACGCCUCGAAAACCUCUUGCAGACCAUACCAGCCGGUGAUGCAACAGAGGAAUUGAGACAAAAGAGCGCAUGGGAUUUGUCAAGACUGAAAGACCUUCUGAAGAGGCUU